UUUGACAAAACUGAAUCAUACCGAUGUAUUUCUUACGUUCGUCAAAGUGAGGUAGCGCAAUUAUCUGAGGCUACGCGAGAUCAUCCUCCUACAUAAUGUUGAUAAUUUAGACGCCACACUCUUGUAAAUCUUUAGAAAAAUAAAAUUCAAAUACCUACAUGGGAGGUUUAAUCUAUUUUAUUGUUGCGGGUUGUCUAUGUUGCAUUUGUUGUAAUUAUUUGUUUAAAAUGAAAAAUCGAGUGAGAGAUUCGGAAGAUAUACAUCGAGUUGAGAACGGCCGCAUCUCUACGGACUCUAUUGUUCAUGUUGAGAAUAUCACACGAUCGCAGACGGACCUCCAGCAAAAUUUGGAAAUGAGCAGCAACUAUCUUGAUCUUCCACCUAGUUAUGAUGACGUUAUGAAAUCUAUCAGAGACGAUUCACACGAAACAUCUAGUUCUGUCGCUGAAGAAAUGUCUACCGAAGAGUCGGUUAAAAUGGAAAAUGCAGACCCUGCAGUGUUUAAUCCACACCGACCAGACUCUUCCACUAUAGCCAAUAACCAGAAUGGUAACUGUGUAACAAGUUUAUAAAGCAUAACUUUCAUGUAGUAGUAUGGAAUCCUGUUCAAGAAGCAGAUACCAACCAUGAAUAACAGUGAGUGUGUAAAGUGCUACAGAGCCAUUUGUGAACAUGGCGAACAAAUAACUGUACAUCACUCCGUUUAAAAUAACUAUGCAGAAAGUCAACGACCGAACAUCAUGAACUUUUUCCCGGUCUUUUGGCGAAACGGAAGUUCGAUUUUUAGUGUACAUCAAUUCAUGGGAACGCUGUUUUUACAUAAGUAGUUUACCUCAUUGGUCCCAACCGUUGCUGUGAGGGCCGGUGUCGGACGCUUGUACGAAGUAUUUUCGAACAGAUAAAAUAUUACCUAUUCCAAAAUUUAUCCAAUCACUGAAUACAGAAUGAGGGAAAACUUAUUUGACCUCAAAAGUCCGACAUA
This is a messenger RNA of Styela clava, 982 nucleotides long. Lineage: Eukaryota; Metazoa; Chordata; Ascidiacea; Stolidobranchia; Styelidae. The record is from RefSeq and is a predicted model, not a curated record.